This is a messenger RNA of Brenthis ino (lesser marbled fritillary), 291 nucleotides long. NCBI's taxonomy places the organism in Eukaryota, Metazoa, Arthropoda, Insecta, Lepidoptera, Nymphalidae. The record is from the annotation of a GenBank genome assembly.
AUGAAAUUCUUGCUACUAGGCCUCUUUAUUGCGGCGGUAGCUGCUGCCCCGAAGCUACGAAAAGUUGAAAAUGACCAAGAAAUAAUACCAGGCCCUGUUAUUCUUCCUGAACCUGCGUUGCCAGUAGUCGUACCUGAAUCCGUUAUUCUUCCCGCACCGCAAUUACCUGUAGUCGUACCUGACAAUGUUGUACUUCCUGAACCCGAAUUACCAGUUGUCGUACCAGGACCAGGUGUCAUUCUUCCAGCACCCGAGUUACCAGUAUUGCCCGAACCCGCGCCUGAGUUGCCU